CCUCUGUUAUUUUUCCAUCCCCUUCCUUCUCCUUCCCUCCGCAAUCGAGGAGCGGCUCUCGUCGCCGAAUCGAAGGAUUUUUCUUCCCUCCAUGGCUAUUUCUCAAGCAAGUCUCCUCCUUCAAAAGCAACUUAAAGAUCUCUGCAAGAACCCCGUUGAUGGGUUCUCCGCCGGUCUGGUCGAUGAGAGCAAUAUAUUUGAGUGGAGUGUCACGAUUAUCGGACCCCCUGAUACGCUUUACGAGGGAGGUUUCUUUAAUGCCAUUAUGAGUUUUCCAUCAAAUUAUCCAAAUAGUCCUCCGUCCGUGAAGUUUACUUCUGAGAUUUGGCAUCCUAAUGUUUAUCCUGAUGGGCGUGUAUGUAUUUCAAUCCUUCAUCCUCCUGGUGAUGAUCCUAAUGGCUAUGAGCUUGCUAGUGAGCGUUGGACCCCUGUUCAUACGGUUGAAAGCAUAGUUUUGAGUAUUAUAUCAAUGCUAUCAAGCCCGAACGAUGAAUCACCUGCAAAUGUUGAAGCUGCUAAGGAAUGGAGGGAUAGGAGGGAAGAUUUCAAGAAAAAGGUAAGCCGCUGCGUGAGGAAAUCACAGGAAAUGUUAUGAGGCAGCCGCUGCAGGCCAGUGCUUGCUUUUUGUGGCAGUGGGUGUUUAAAUUUUUACCUUUACUAAGGGACUUACUUCACAUGUUCACAUGGUGCCAGUGGGUCUUGUAAGAACGUCAAUGGAGCUCUGUCACCCAUAUAUUUUAUUCUGUCGUUUUUUUUUUCUUUUCUUUUUUCUUUUUCCUUUCUUUUCUUGGUUAUAAUUUUUUCUUUUUUUGUUCUCUCAUUUUAAAAGUAACUCAGUAGGAUUAUUUGUAUAACAAAGCAUUUUGUUUAAUGCUUUUCGUUUGUUAAAAGAAAAAAAAAGGGGAACAUUGUCUGUUUGGUGACCGAAUCAGCUUUUCGAUAUCGAUGGCACCCUAUACUAAGCCUCCCUUGAGAAGAUAAAAAGUCCUCUUGCGGGCAAAGUUUCCGAGUCACUGGUAAGAUUUUGUCGUUUAUUCUGUUGGCUUGGGUGGUUGGUUAUGGUUGAAGAUUGAUUUCCAAAUGUAAUAAUAAUGAAAAAUCCUAGUGUGAGUAGACACGUCAUUGUUUCAACUUUUAAUUAUUUUAGUCAGGGCCUGGGGAUGGAAUUUGAAUUUUCUAAUGAUUUCUUUUAACAUUU
Momordica charantia (bitter melon) is the source of this 1198-nucleotide messenger RNA. Its product is annotated as ubiquitin-conjugating enzyme E2 7. Lineage: Eukaryota; Viridiplantae; Streptophyta; Magnoliopsida; Cucurbitales; Cucurbitaceae. The record is from RefSeq and is a predicted model, not a curated record.